This is a messenger RNA of Tarenaya hassleriana, 1208 nucleotides long. Its product is annotated as GDSL esterase/lipase At5g08460. The record is from RefSeq and is a predicted model, not a curated record. Gene Ontology annotation, molecular function: hydrolase activity, acting on ester bonds. The coding region runs from base 33 to 1181 and encodes 382 amino acids. The transcript is spliced from 5 exons. Lineage: Eukaryota; Viridiplantae; Streptophyta; Magnoliopsida; Brassicales; Cleomaceae.
ACGAGCAACAGCUCGAGCCUGAGAAAAAAAAAAUGUCUGUUUUAAGGUUAUCGGUUCUGUCUCGCUUCACAAUGUCGUCGUCACUGUUGAUUGUUGUUGUUUCUUGGGCUGCGCUUGGAGUUAACGGCGAUGUCGCCGGAGAUGGGACGUCUCCGGCGCUUUUUCCGGCGAUGUUCGUGUUCGGAGACUCGUUGGUGGACAACGGCAACAAUAAUUACUUGAACUCCCUCGCGCGGUCCAAUUAUUUCCCUUACGGCAUCGAUUUCAACGGAGGCCCCACGGGGAGAUUCUCUAAUGGCAAAACCUUCGUCGAUUUCAUAGGGGAGUUGUUGGGUCUGCCUCCAAUACCGGCGUACAUGGAAACCCUAAACGGCGGAGCCAGCAUUCUCCGGGGAGUGAACUACGCCUCUGCCGCCGGAGGAAUCCUCGAAGAAACUGGCCGUCAUUUGGGAGAGAGAAUGAGCAUGGGGCGUCAAGUGAUGAACUUUGGGAGGACAUUAAUGGAGCUGAGGAGCACAAUGACAGAGGAAGAGGCAUUGAAUGAGUAUUUAGCAAAGUCAUUGGUCGUGGUGUCUUUAGGCAACAACGACUACAUCAACAAUUACCUGAAACCUUCCCUCUACCUCACCAGCUCCAUUUACGACCCCACUGCUUUCGCCGACAUCCUCCUCUCAAAUUUCACCAAUCAUCUCCUCGAGUUGAAAGGGAAGGGCUUUCGGAAGUUCGUGGUCGGAGCGGUGGGGCCGUUGGGGUGCAUACCGGAUCAGCUCGCCGCCGGUAAGGCUCCGCCGGGAGAAUGCGUAUCGGAGGUCAACGACAUGGCGGAGCUCUUCAAUCUCCGGCUGAGAUCCCUCGUGGAUCGCCUCAACAACGACGACGAGACCUCUCCCCGCCCCGUCUUCGUAUACGGCAACACAUACGGCGCCUUCGUCGACAUCCUCAGCCACCCUCUCGCAUACGGAUUCGAUGUGACGGACACAGGGUGUUGUGGCGUGGGGAGGAACAGGGGGGAGAUUACAUGUCUGCCGCUGGAGGUGCCAUGUGCAAUGAGAGAACGACACGUGUUCUGGGACGCAUUUCACCCGACAGAAGCCUUCAAUAUGAUCAUCGCCCUUAGAGCCUUCAACGGCUCACAGUCCGAUUGCUACCCUUUCAACCUCUCUCGCUUGUCUCUCCUCUGAAUUCUCAAUUCCAUAUUUACCACUCUC